AGUGAAACUUUUUAAAGAGUUUUCAAUCUCAUCUGCAGGGUAAAAUAUUGCACAGACAUAGCCAUAGCAGCCGUAACAUCUGCUGUCCAGCUCCCCCCUACCCUGCACAGGGAUAAAGGAGUGUUUUAGAUCCAUGAUCACAUUUUUACAUUUAUUAUUUACUAUUUUAUUUUUCACUUUUUAAAGUUAAGCCUACGUUUUUAGUUAUCGUUUUUAAAUUCGGAUUGCAAGGCGAAGCAUAGACGAAUAUGUUCAGGGAUAUAGAACUGUUUUACUUGCGUUAAAGUCAGAGGASUUUUUAUUUUCCAGAUUCAGACUGCGCAGAAGAAACAUCCGACCUUCAAGGAAUUUGUUAUAAAGUUUUCAGAAAGUAUUCUGUCUUUACGCGGAUACUGACUGGAUAUGGCUUGGAUCAGAUGGGACCUCUUGUUUUCUAUAGGUUUAUUCAUGUCACCAGCAUUUGUGUCCACGGAUCAGAGUGGCUUUAGGAGAUACUACGUGUUGCAGCCAGGUCCGAGCGGGACGGACAGAGUACAUGUGAGUUCCAUUUCUUCGCGCUCCAGCGCCACUGGACAGCCCCAUGCCUACAAUGUGGAGCUCACGGCCAGUUAUGGUAGCCAGGUCCGAACCCGUAGGAUGGGUAACCAAGCGAACCCGAUCCCGCUUCGCCAGGAUACACAGUUUACUCAGCAAGUCAUUCGGCAGACCAGCCACAACGUUCACCAAAGUCACCAAAUGAAAAUUUCAGGGGUGAAUGUCUGUGGAGGGCAGUGCUGUCACGGAUGGAGUAAGGCCUCUGGAUCGCAGCGGUGCACCAAGCCCAACUGCCUGCCCCAGUGCCAGAAUGGAGGAAUGUGUCUGAGGCCCCAGCUCUGUGUCUGCAAGCCGGGCUUCAAUGGCAAGGCAUGUGAACAGAGGACCAUGCCCACCUCCUCCAUCCCAGCGCAGCCAGGGAACGGCCACACCAAUGGACACACCAAUGGCCGUAGCAUAGUGCCCCAGAGGCCCAUUCCCCAGCAGGUGCCCAUCCCCCAGCAGGGUUAUGCCCCAGUCCCUGUCAGCAACAUGGCUCAGAUGACCCUGACCGUCAAGCAGUCCCCUCACCUUGUCCGGCCCCAGCAAAGCCGACCUGGUAGCCAGCAGUUUGUCCGGAAGCCCAAGUACUACAACACACACACCACACACUCCCAGACGCACGUCCAACACCAGCCUGACAGACCCAUUCCCCUGACGGUGGAACACAACCCCAUCCAUGUGGGGAACCACACAGGCCGGAUCAAGGUGGUCUUCACACCCACCAUCUGCAAGGUGACCUGCACGGGGGGCCGGUGCCAGAACAACUGUGAGCUGGGCAACACCACCACCAUCGUCAGUGAGAACGGCCAUGCCGCAGACACCCUCACCGCCCCCAACUUCAGAGUAGUGGUAUGCCAUCUGCCCUGCAUGAAUGGAGGAAAGUGCAGUGCCAGGGACAAGUGUCAGUGCCCAUCUACCUAUACGGGGAAGUUCUGCCAGAUGCCUGUUCAGAAUGGGAAUGGGCAGCAGCGCCAGAAAGGGCAGCAGCAGACAUCUCAGAUUCACUCCACUCACACUCUGCCCCUCACCUUCAGCAAUGGACAGAACCCUGUGAAAUAUGCCCCCAGCAUCGUGAACAUCCAUGUGAAGCACCCUCCGGAGGCCUCGGUGCAGAUCCAUCAGGUCUCCCAGCUGGAUGCCAAUGGGCAGAAGGUGAAAGGCAAUGGGCAGAAURGCCAAUCCCAGACCCAGUCUCACUACACCUACCACCACUCAGACAGCAGACAGAAGUUCCAGCAGCAGGGACACAACAUCAUCUACUCCAACCAGCAGAGCUACGUCCCCCAGUACCAGCCCGUCUCCUCCAAGAGCCAGCUGGGACGUUGCUUCCAGGAGACCACCGGCACACAGUGUGGCAAGGUCCUCCCUGGUCUCAGCAAGCAGGAAGAAUGCUGUCAGAGCAUCGGAACAUCCUGGGGGUUCCACAAAUGCCAGAAGUGCCCAAAACCAUCUAUUCCUCUGACAGCAGGAGGAUCCAGACACGCGAUGGACUGCCCCCAGGGAUACAAGCGCAUCAACAACUCUCACUGCCAAGAUCUUAAUGAGUGCCAGCUGCAGGGUGUGUGUCCCAACGGAGACUGUCUGAACACCAUGGGCAGCUACAGGUGCAGCUGUAAGGUCGGCUAUAUCCCUGACCCCACCCUCUCCACCUGUAUCCCCGACACCUCUGCCGUCCACGAGGAGAAAGGGGCUUGUUUCCGAUUGGUCAGUUCGGGGAAGCAGUGUUUGCACCCGGUGUCUGCUCAGCUGAGCAAACAGCUCUGCUGCUGCAGUGUGGGCAAGGCCUGGGGCCCGCGCUGCGACAAGUGCCCCCUACCAGGAACAGCUAAAUUCAAGGAGAUAUGCCCUGGUGGGAUGGGCUACACUGUCACGGGAUCUUACAAGCCCAAACCACCCAAUCAAUUACCCAGCCAACCUGAGACCAUCAACAAGCCAAUGAUCACCCACCAAGAGCCUGUGGCCCCGCCUCUGCCCCUGCCGACACAUGAGAAACCAGUGGAGGCCUUGAGCGUCGCUGAGAGACAGCUUCCCUCUGUACCAGUAGCCACAGAUGCACCUGAGCAGGAGCUGGUUAUUCUGGAGGCUACUAGUAGUAGUCCAAUAGUUGAGGUCGAGGCUGGCCAGCCACAACUCUCUCCCGGUGUCUCUACCAUGAGGAUGGAGCCGGCCUACAAAGAGGUUGUGGAGGAAACGUCCCCCCCUGCUCCAGCCCUGAUCCUCCCCACCAACGCUGGCCAGGACAUCGCCCCUACUCAGUCAGCAGAGGUGGAUGAGUGCAAGGUGAACCCUCACAUCUGUGGCCAGGGGAUCUGCUACAACACUGCCGAGGGUUAUACCUGCAUCUGUAACGAGGGCUACCAGAUGGACGAGACACACACCACCUGUGUAGAUGUUAAUGAAUGCCUGGAUUCUGCAUCACUGUGCUCCAACGGCCGCUGCAAGAACACUCCCGGCAGCUUCCUGUGUGUGUGCCAACCAGGCUUCAUGACAGAUGAGGAGGGAACCAGUUGCAUUGAUUUAAACGAGUGUCUGAACACCCACACGUGUCCUGAGGAUGAGUUUUGUGUCAACACCGUGGGUUCCUACACCUGUUUGCACUGUGACAGUGGCUACAGGAUGAGCCCAACAGGCCACUGUGAAGAUAUAAAUGAGUGUCUGGACUUGGGUGUGUGUCCAUCCGGCCUGUGCAUCAACUUCCCAGGCUCGUAUGAGUGUGAUCUGUGUCCAAAGGGCUUCCAGGGCCAGGGAGGACAGUGUGUCGACGUAGACGAAUGCCUGGACCCGUCAACUUGUGCCAACGGGAGGUGCUCCAACUUUGAGGGAUACUUUGUCUGCUUGUGUAACGAUGGAUUCACRCUCAGCUCAGAUGGACARUCAUGCGAAGAUGUGGAUGAGUGCCAGGAUGAGCAGGUGUGUACCAGGGGGCACUGCCAAAACACUGAGGGCUCUUUCCUCUGUAACUGUGGGCCCGGUUUCAGGGCUUCUGCGGCAGGGGACCAGUGUGACGAUGUGGAUGAGUGCCAGGUGCUGACCAUGCCCUGUGACAGUGUGGGCCAGUGUGUCAACAACAUGGGCUCCUACCACUGCAGCUGCCCCCAGGGCUACCAGCAGAUCAACGGCACCAGCUGCCUAGAUGUUGACGAGUGUCUGGACGACCCGGAGCUGUGUUCCCCACACGGGGAGUGUCUCAACGCUGAGGGCUCCUUCUACUGCGUCUGUGAGAGAGGCUUCGCUGCCGGCCAGGACAAACACACCUGUGAAGACGUGGAUGAGUGCUCAGAUGGCACCAGGUGUGUUGGCGGUUCCUGUGAGAACAGCCAGGGUUCCUACAGAUGCCUGUGUGACACUGGCUACCGCCUGCAGCCAGACACUGACACAUGCCUGGAUAUCGACGAGUGUUCAGAGUUGGGGCGGAGCAUCUGUGGGGCGUGGCAGUGUGAGAACAUGGAGGGCUCCUAUAGGUGUGUGGUGGACUGCCCCCCUGGACACAACCAUGGCCGAGAGGGUAUCUGUAUGGACAUUGAUGAGUGCAACGUCAACGCCAUGGCGUGUGGCAGCCACGGCUUCUGUGAGAACAUGGUAGGAUCCUUCCGCUGCCUGUGUGACCGGGGCUACCAGGAGUCCCAGGAGGGCCUCGGCUGUGUGGAUGUCAACGAGUGUGAUCUGCUGAGCGGUGUGUGUGGCGAGGCCUUGUGUGAGAACGUGGAGGGCUCCUUCCUGUGUAUAUGCCGCGACGAGGACCAGGAGUACAACCAGAUGACCGCCAAGUGCAGUCCYGCUCCCACAGCCUCGUCAGUGGAGAGGAAGGAGUGCUAUUACAACCUCAACGAUGAGAACCUGUGUGAGAACGUGCUGACCAGCAGUGUCACCAUGGAGGAGUGCUGCUGUACGCUGGGGGCAGGCUGGGGGGACAACUGUGAGGUGCACCCCUGCCCUGUCCAGGGCACUGAUCAGUUUUCCCAGAUGUGUCCAGCUGGGAGAGGCAGUGUCCCAACCGGUGACACUGUGUUUGGAGUGACCGCAGCCGAGAGUUAUAAAGAUGCAGAUGAGUGUGCGUUGUUUGGCCAGGAGAUCUGUAAGGAUGGCUUCUGCUUCAACAGCCCAGGAAGCUACGAGUGUUACUGUAAGAAUGGCCUGUACUACGACGAGGUCAAGUUGCAGUGCAGAGAUAUUGAUGAGUGUCAGGAGGAGUCUAGCUGUGUGGAGGGAGAGUGUUUGAACACACAGGGCUCCUACAUGUGUUUCUGUACACACCCGAUGUGUGUGGACUCUGACAACAAGAGCUGUGUGAUCGCCUCUGAAGUGGCAGACACUCUGACCUGCACCAAGCCCCUUGCCAACAGAAAGACCACAUACACAGAGUGCUGCUGUCUGUUUGGAGCCUGGGGCAUGGACUGUACCCUCUGCCCCCUCAAGAACACAGAGGACUAUGCCUCCAUGUGUAACGUGGCAAUGAGUGGAGGACAGGGGCAUCCGUAUGGUCGCGAUGCCCUCGUGGCCGGCCCUGUCCAGGAGUACGAGGUCAGCCUGGACUACGAGCCUCACCCCGACCAGCCUGGUGCCCUGCCCCUGUACGAGGACGAGGAGAACCUGUCCGAUGCGUUUGAGGGCCUGAGAGCGGAAGAGUGUGGCAUUCUGAACGGCUGUGAGAACGGSCGCUGCGUGCGGGUACAGGAGGGCUACACCUGCGACUGCUUCGACGGAUACACCCUGGACAUGUCCCGCAUGGCGUGUGUGGAUGUGAAUGAGUGUUCUGAGCUCAACAACCGGAUGUCCCUCUGCAAGAACUCCAAAUGUAUCAACACGCAAGGAUCCUACAAGUGUGUGUGCCUGCCGGGAUACACCCCCUCUGAACGGCCUAACUACUGUGUGGCCAGGGAACAGGGGGAGGCAGCAGUGGCCACAGAGAGGGAGUGAGCCCCCACAGCCACUAGAGGGAAACACAAAACACUAAAAAAAUACACUUAUUUAAUCCAAGCCCAUAUACUCUGCACUGUAUAAAAACACACUAAAUAAAACAACAAAAAUAAUUUACUUGAGACAAAGAUCCAAUUUAACCUACUAUGUGGUGCCUGUGUGCAGCGGAGAAACACAGCAUUGUAUAAAAUGUAUGUUUGUUUUGUCCGGUUUUUGUCCGUUGAAUUUUUUAUAUUAAAAGGAGUUUAUGCGCGCUAGAGGAGCAUUCGCUCUCCUAAUGUAACGACAAACCCUAUCAACUCCUACUGGGGGAUAACGUUUUAUUUUCUACCCAGUCCAAAAUGCCUUGUGUGUGGAUAUUUAAUUGAGUGAAGAGGCCAGCCAUCCUUUCGCUUUCCCCRUUCUCCCUCUUCUUUCCAGCCCUUCUCUUCCUCCUCCUUGUAUGGUGACUGUGGAGGACUGCUUGCCUGGCCAUGGAUGGACAGCCAUCUGAUCUUUGCUCUGUGGCUUCACACAAACAUGCAGUAUGCACAUUACUGUAAUAGAAUGUUGUUCAUGUAAAUUCUUUGGAAUAAGCUUUUUUUCUAGGCAUUUUUUGUAUUAAUUAUAAAUGCAAACACAAAACUACUUCUGUGUCUGGGACAUUGGACAAUAGCAGGUUUUUAUUUUUUGUUUUAUUUUUUGAUUUGUUUGGUUUUAUUCUCUUGCCUGCCCUGUGGAGCAGUCAUAUUCCCUACUCUUUCAUUUAUUUUCUUGAGAUAAUGUUUUAUUUCUUUGAACAAAAAUUUAAUGAAGUAUUGCUWAAUUUUUUUUCAUACUUUAAUUAAAUAUUUUUCGGCAUUUUACUGCAAUGUCUAAAAGUCUUGCCAGGUUGCAAAGCUGCUAUGGGACAGCCGUGGGAUAGAUUUUGUACAUUUAAACAGAAGAGUUGAGAAACCAGUUUAUGUAUUUGUAAUUUGUACAUGAAAAAUAGCUCUUGUAUGAAUAUUCAUAUUACUAUGUAUAUUAAACCCCUGGUAAUAAAUCACAAAUGGUGAUAUUUAUACUG
Messenger RNA from Salvelinus sp. IW2-2015, 6541 nucleotides. The record is from RefSeq and is a predicted model, not a curated record. Lineage: Eukaryota; Metazoa; Chordata; Actinopteri; Salmoniformes; Salmonidae.